AUAGAUAUUAUACAUGUAGUUACACUAUUCUUACUUUAUCGAGCACAUUUUUACAAAGAGUGAAUCAUAAUUUUUUUUCUCUUAUCAUCCUUGCCGCUGCACGCCCGACCUGGUUGAAUCAUUACAUUAUUGUGCUUUAUCGAGUACGUACAGUUCGGCAGCUAAAAUGCCAAAAAGACGUAGAUUUACAAGUGAAAGUGAUAGUGAUGAGCUAACUUCAGAAAGGGCACGGUUAAGGCGAAAAUUAGAACGCCUAGAAACGAAAAGAAAAUCAAAGGGAAAACAAAUAAGGCGUCGAAUUAUCGAAUCAGACAGUGAUGAUUCAAGUGGAAGUUAUUCUUUGGAUCGAAGGCAAGAACUGCAUGAAGUGCAGGUUCACAGGGAAAACGAAAUCCCAGAUAACCUAUGUGAAGAAACCCUGUCAGUAGUGCCAAAAAAUAUUAGAUUUUUACAAGGUCCGGAGAUAAAUCCAGAGAUAUCAGAGUCCAUAACUGAUGCUCAGAAAAAUCACGAUAAAUACAUGUCUAUUGUACAGAAUCAACUGGGAAAUGGCUUAUCCGCCUUGGCCAAAGGCUUAAAUGCACUAUUAGUGGACAAAGCGAACGCGGACGUUGGCUCCAAAGUUAUGCCCUGCCUUAUCGAUGCAGGCAAAGUGAUUACUGAUGCUUUUCAUAUGAUAACGAAAAGCAGGAAAUUUCAUAUUGAAGCUAAUCUAAACCCCACGGUUAAAAAAAUUGUUCGUGAUAGCAAACCCGACAAAUUUUUGUGUGGAGAAAAUUUUUCGGAAAAAUUUAAAGAAGCAAAGAACCACCAACGCACUGGAAAAGAGUUAAAGUUUGCUAAGGCAAAUUUUGUAGUAAAUAGGCAGUCGUCUUCCACCACCUACGCAAGAAGCUCAGGUCAAAGUGUAAGGAGGUCCUUUAGGAACCAGCCGACUUUAAACUACCGAGGAGCCUACCACAAGAACAAGGUGAAACGGACACCACCACCUCGGACCCAACGAAGGUACCCUGUGAAAGCACCUUAUUACCAGAAAGGGGGAUAUCAAAAAUAAUGGAGGACCCCCCAUCCGCUUUGGAGACAAUUAUCCCUAGUAGUAGGGAAAUUAUCAGGGGAUCAUUUCUAAAACGAGGCAUUCCUGACGCGGCGAUACCAAUAUUGAUUGAUUCAAUAAGUAAAGCGACUUUUAAACAAUAUGCAGGAACAUAUAAAAAAUGGUGGUUAUUUUGCCAGCGUAAUAAGGUAGACAUUUACCAGGCAAAUGUUGGAAAUAUUAUUGCUUUUCUUAAUGACCUUUUUUUAAACAAAGCAUCAUAUACGACUUUAAAUACUCAUCGGUCAGCAUUAUCAUUAAUUCUAAAUUACAGUAACGGGGAUGAAAUUUUGAUUAAGAGAUUCCUUAAGGGUGUGUACAGGGCUAAGCAAUGCUUUCCAAAAUACAAGACAACAUGGGACCCCCAGCCAGUCUUGGAAUAUCUAAAGAAAUUAUACCCGUUAAAUACACUUUCUUUGGAAAUGCUUACAAAAAAACUCGCAUCGUUAUUAUUAUUGGCAACGGGACAGAGACUCCAAACUAUUUCUAAGAUUAAAAUUCAAAAUAUUCAUGGUAUAGAAUCCUCAAAAAUUAAAAUUUUUAUCACAGAAAUACUUAAAACAUCAAGUUAUAAUCGUCAGCAGCCAGUUUUAGAGUUCAAUUAUUUUACAGAAUGUCCGGAGUUAUGUGUAGCGAAUACAUUAAAGGCAUAUUUGUUAAGAACAAGUUCAUUAAGAAAAGAUACUGACGAGUAUCUUAUGCUUACAUUUAAAAAGCCCCAUCAUAUAGCUAGUUCCCAAACUAUUGGCCGUUGGAUAAAAAAUAUAUUAAAAAUUAGUGGAAUUGAUACAAACAAGUAUCAUUCUCACAAUACGAGACAUGCUACAACCUCAGCGGCUUUUAGGAAGGGAAUUGGUAUAGAUCAAAUCAAAGAUACUAUAGGAUGGUCUCAAAGCUCGCAAGUGUUCCAGAAAUUUUACAAUCGGCCUUUAGAAGGCAAUAAAUUAAAUUUUGUAGAAUUAAUUCAGGGAAAUAAUUAAUAAUUUUUAAGAUAUAUGUAUCUCAGAUCUUUCAUAAUUAUAGAAAAUAAAUGUUUAUGUAAUAUUUUGUUUACCUGCUAAGGUAUUAUACUUAGGUUUAAGUGUUGAUGAUAUUUUUUUUUGAUUGUGUUUUUUGUUAUAAACAGAAGGUAAAUAAAUUUAAGGUUUUGCUUACUGGGAAAUAUUAGAAUUAUGUUUAAAUAUAUUAUAUUUUUAGAAAUUUCUAUACAUAACUUGUUUAAUUUAACUGCCAACAAAAAAUAGAAUUUUAGGGCCUUUAAACAUCUACAUGUAUAAUAUCUAUUUGGACGAGUAUACGAAAUAUAAUUUUAAGAACAAACGACUUACCUGUAGGAAGUUCGUUCUGAAUUAUAUGAGUAUACUCGUCCAAAUAGAUAUGUCCCAUACCCGGUUAAUUGUUAAAUCCCACCCGAAAUUCUAUUUUUCCACAAAAUGUAAUGAUUCAACCAGGUCGGGCGUGCAGCGGCAAGGAUGAUAAGAGAAAAAAAAUUAUGAUUCACUCUUUGUAAAAAUGUGCUCGAUAAAGUAAGAAUAGUGUAACUACAUGUAUAAUAUCUAUUUGGACGAGUAUACUCAUAUAAUUCAGAACGA
Sitophilus oryzae (rice weevil) is the source of this 2685-nucleotide messenger RNA. RefSeq lists its product as uncharacterized. Gene Ontology annotation, molecular function: DNA binding. Bases 167 to 1054 code for a protein of 295 amino acids. The record is from RefSeq and is a predicted model, not a curated record. The transcript is spliced from 3 exons. Gene Ontology annotation, biological process: DNA integration; DNA recombination. Lineage: Eukaryota; Metazoa; Arthropoda; Insecta; Coleoptera; Curculionidae.